AUGAAGUUCACCUUACCAAAAGAUACGCUCAAUGCGGUCAAGUUGUCCCACGCGUCGCAACAGGCGCUCGUCGAGGAAGCUGCUUCCGUCGCAAGUGAAAUGCUGGCAGCAAACGAGCUGUUUCUUGCCGAGAAGGCAUCGACGCUCGAUCCGCAGCACUGGAAACACGUUCGGACGAAAGACGGCGUGCACGCGUUUCGGCAACGGCAAAAGUCCGUCAACCAACAACAGGCGACCGAGGACAGUACGUGUUCGCCUUUGCUUCAGAGCCCCAUGUGGGGUGGUCGCGAGCGACACGUCAUGUCACGGUACCGCACCGCGAGCGAGACGGACUCAGAAGUCGGAUCGGAUCGACAAGUGUCGGCGUUCACGCCGUCGGGCAUUGUCGAAGACAGUGUCAUGGAAAAGAUGCGACCAUCGGGCGUUCCCAUGAUCGCACUGCAUGGCACGAUCGACGGAUCGCUCGACGACUGCCUGUUUGGGUGCUUUGCACCGACCGACGCCGACUGGAAGCUGCGGUGCGUCCAUAAUAACGAACGGCUCAGUGACACCCGCGUGUUGGCCGUGGUCCAGAAACCAACGGCCGACAACCCGUUCCAGUCUCUGAGUGUCAAGUGGUUCACCAAGGAACACCCGGUCGUGCUCUCGGGCGUCGUCCAGCAACGGGACUUUCUCAUUAUCGAAGCAAUGGGCUUCACGCGCGACCCGCGGGGCGAACAAGUCGGCUACUUUCUCCUCCACUCUGUUGCAUUGCGCAGUGUGCCAGAAUUGACCCACCUCGGCAUCGUACGGGGCGUCAUGAGCUUUUGCCACAUCUUUCGUCAAGGCGGACUCGGUCAAGUCGACGUCUUUAGUCGCGGCUUCUUUGACUGCCGCGGGGCACUGCCCGGUCGCGUCUCGAUCUCCCUCCUGGCCGAAGCGGCCCUAAGCUGUACAAACGUAGUCGACCUCGCCUACAUGAAGAAGCUCCGGUGGUUCAUGGCAAAGCGAGGCAACCACCACCACCACCACCAGCAGCAGCACCACUUGUGCCAUCGUGAGCGAGAGGAUCGACCCCGACCCAGUCGGUGUGAAGCAUGCAGCAGCCACUUCAGUAAGAUACUCCUAUGUGCGCCUGGAUCAGGGACCAAGUGUCAGAUGUGCUAUAGUGUCGUCUGUACAAAGUGCAUUGUGGCCAAGAAGAUCGCCCUGGACGUGCCCGACACUGGCGCUGUCCAGCAAGGCACGUUCAACUUCUGCCUGAACUGCUUCAUGGCAGCGAAGCAACAGUCGAGCUCGGACGUGCUCCGCAGCAGCGUUGCGAGCUCCUCGUUGAAGCGUGCAACGAUUUCGUCGCCGACGUCAAUGCCUCGACCGCGAUUCGUCUCGCAGAACGCACUGUACACACUGGACGGUCAUUUGCAUGCGUCACGUUCGUCAGACGCUCGAAGUGCGCUGCAGGUCCAGAAGGACGCAAUGAAUGCCUCGUUGGCCAAAGUGCCAGCGACCCUGUACAAAUCAAGAAGGGGUCUCAAUGACCACGCGACAAUACCGCAUCGGGCAAAGGGGUCACGCGGUCUGGGCAACAGCUUUGCGUAA
Messenger RNA from Hyaloperonospora brassicae, 1578 nucleotides. The record is from the annotation of a GenBank genome assembly. Lineage: Eukaryota; Oomycota; Peronosporomycetes; Peronosporales; Peronosporaceae.